CUCCAUUUUCUUUCUGGUGCUAUGGAUUAGAUUCGCUAACGGUGGUUCCCAGCGCUAGCUGACGGAUAUCAAAUGCAGCUAGCGCGUUCCAUCUCUCAGCUUGUGAAUGGAUAUUAUUGCACUUGUGCGCGACACGGCUCAACUACGUCACAAAACAACAUGGCUGAUCAGGAAGCAGACAGCUCAAAUGCAAAAGCAGAAAACACGAGCGAGGAGGAGUCUGACUCUGAGGAAGAAGAGAAAGAUGACGAGGGCUCCGCAGAAACAUCAGAGGAGGACGAUUCUGAAGAGGAGGGUGAACCCAAGUUGAAAUAUGAGAGAAUUGGCAAUGACCUCAUGAACAUUAUGACCAAGGACUGUGCCAGCUGCAUGGCAGUCCAUCCAAAGUUCCUUGCUCUUGGUACACACUGGGGACACAUCCAUAUCAUGGACCACAUGGGAUACAACAUCAGAGACAAAGAACUCGCUGUGCAUACGACUACGGUGAACCAGAUAGCUAUCGAUGAUAAUGGUGACAACAUGGCUACCUGCUCAGACGACGGCCGUGUGGUGAUAACCGGGUUAUACAGCUCGGAAAAUAACCAAACAACCAAUUUUGACCGUCCUGUGAAGGCCGUGGCAAUAGAUCCUCAGUUUCACAGGUCCGGGACUGGGAGGCAAUUCGCUACCGGGGACGACAGGUUGUUGAUGUAUGAGAAGGGCUUCUUGAGUCGUAAAUCCACCGUAAUCCAUAGCGGGGAGGGACCCAUACGUAACAUCAAAUGGAAAGGAGCAUUCGUAGCCUGGUGUAAUGAUUUGGGCGUGAAAAUAUAUGACACCAGCACAAAGAAAAGGAUCACCAACAUUCCAAGGGACCACAAUAAGAAAUUGCGUCCCGAGCUGUACCGCUGCAGCCUGUGCUGGAAGGAUGAUACGACGCUGCUGAUUGGCUGGGGUGACACCAUCAAGAUGUGUUCAAUCAAGAAUCGCGUCUCCCAGGAUGCCAGAGAUUUACCGAGCCGUUAUGUCGAAAUAACGUCCAUGCUGCAGAUGGAUUUCUACGUUUGUGGGUUGGCUCCGUUUGGUGAAAACAUCAUCAUCCUUUCCUACAGUGAGGACGGGGCCGUGUCGGAGAGUGGUGAGUUCCGUGCCAACCGGCCGCAUCUGACAAUCAUAGAGCCACACUUCAACGACUACACGGACGUCUCCAAUGACGCGUUGUCCAUCCGUGGAUUUGAACUCUAUAAAUGUAACGACUAUCACCUGGAGUCGCUGAUCGAGGAGAAUUUGUACUAUAUUGUCAGCCCCAAAGAUGUGGUGGUGGCCAAGCUCAGGGACAUCGAUGAUCAUAUUCAAUAUCUAUUGGAACACUUUCUAUUUGAGGAGGCCAUGCUGGCAGCCAAUGAACACAGCAAGGAACUCAAGCGGCACGACCCCCAGGAGAUCGGACGACAAUACCUCAAUCACCUAAUCGAAAACGUCAAAUUCGACGAUGCAGCGCGACUCUGCAUCAAAGUUUUGGGGAAGAACAAACAGUUUUGGGAGGAGGAGGUGUACAAGUUUGCCAGGAUUCAGCAGUUGAAGGCCAUCGCUCCCUAUCUACCCAAGGGAGACCCGAAGCUGGAGCCUGCGGUCUACGAGAUGGUGCUUAACGAGUUCUUGCAGAUAAAUGAAGAAGGCUUUAAGAAGUAUAUUCACGAGUGGCCUUGUGAUUUAUACAACAUCCAGACCUUGGUGCGUGCCGUCAAAGAUAAACUUAGCAGGAGUCUAAACCAAAACACGUUACUAGUUUGUCUCGCUCAGCUAUACACGUACGACACCAGGUUCGACCAAGCCCUCGCUAUUUACCUCCAGCUCAAGCACGAUAACGUGUUCGACCUGAUCCACCGCCAUAACCUGUUCUAUUCGAUCAGCGAUAAGAUCGUCAUGUUGAUGGGUCACGAUGAGAAGAAAGCGGUCAAACUCUUGCUCGAUAAUAUGGAUAAAGUGCCGAUGGAGAAGGUCGUGAAACAGUUGGAAAAUCAUAAGAGACUUCUACACGUGUAUCUUGAUGCCCUUUUCAAGAAGGACCCUGACAUCGGCCAGGAGUACCACGGCCUUCAAGUCGCUCUCUACGCUGAUCAUGACCCUGCCAAUCUGAUCAAGUUCCUUCGGAGUAGCAACUACUACCCGCUCCAACAUGCCAUGGAGGAAUGUCAGAAGAGGAGACUCACAAAGGAAAUGGUCUAUUUAUUGGAGAAGAUGGGCAACCGUAAACAGGCGUUGCGGCUCAUCAACCAGGACCUGCGCGACGUCAACCAAGCGAUUGAGUUCUGUAAGACGCACGAUGAUCGAGAACUAUGGCAAGACCUCAUUGACUUCUCCAUGGAUAAGCCGAGUUUCAUUACAAGUCUCCUCCGAAACAUCGGCACUCACGUCGACCCGAUCAUCCUCAUCAAGAAAAUCAACGAGGGAUUAGAAAUCCCCGGCCUACGCGACUCCCUCGUUAAGAUACUCCAGGAUUAUAACCUCCAGAUUGCGUUGAGGGAGGGAUGUAAGAAGAUACUAGUGUCCGAUUGCUUCGGCCUUCUGACGCGACUCGUCAAGACGCAGAAGAAAGGCACUUGUAUCGAGAGUAUGCAGCUGUGUCACGAGUGCCACGGACGGAUUAUCGUUAACGAUCUUCGACUUGCCAGCAAUGUGUCGGUGUUUUAUUGUAAACAUGCAUUCCAUGAAGAAUGCCUUCCUACUCAUAGUACAGAAGUCUGUCCAAUUUGCAACUCUCAGAGGAGGGGCCCGGGUACGAGUCGGGCUGGGAGGACGUAAGGAAUGGAUACGAAUGUCAUUUUUGGAAUCGAUGCAGACACGGACACACAGACAUUACUUGGUGUUUGUCCAAAUGGAGAUUGGUGAUUGGACACUGUGAAAGGACUUCUAGUUUCGGACAGAUUCACGGACUCCUAGUUUCGGACUGAUCUAUGGACUUCUAGUAAUGAACCGAUGAAGUUUUUGGAAACAAAGGGUGUCUAGGUGCCCUCCCCAAGAAAAACUUGUAAAUUUUUUUGAAAUUUUUAGUGCCAAGUAUGCAUUUUCUUGGCAUCUGAGGCCUGAAAUUGGGCAGUAUUUUUUACCUUCCCCUAUAAAAAUUGUGGAUCUCCGUCGAAAAGGGGGUAGGGAGCAUUGUGGAUAGGACAGAUGUCGUCUGUCUGUGUCCCCCUUGCUCUAAAUGAAUGUGCUCAUGACUACUGUAACUCUGGAACUUGGUGUGGGAUUUUGCCGUUGUCGAAGUCUUUCCUCCCCUUCCUAUCUCGUGCGUCUUUGAAUGGAAUCGAUUUGGGGAUCCUGAAAAUACAAAAGUGUGGUUUUGUUUAUAGGCAACGAUGACUAUAAAAUGGUUUAGAAGACUUCACAAGAACUUUCUUGUUGGAAUAUAUGAAGUGUUAAGCGGAAAGAUUUGAUACUGAACUGGUUGUAUGAGUACAAAUGGACUCACCAAUCCUGCAAGACGGAGUUUGAGCUUGGGAUUUGGCCCAAACCUCUCAUGUCAGCUUGGCAGUUUGGUCUAAAACCUGUUCAGCUAAAGUCUUGCUGUUUUGGUGAGACAAUUAUACCUUGAAGUUCACUAUCAAUUCCUGAAUUCAGUUUGAAGUUUUCAAUGGCGGUUAGAUAUUUCAGGGGACUAGAUUCUUUCGAUAGAUUUAGAGUUUAUCAUGAAGACUUAUUAUAACACGAGUUCCAGUUAAACAAGAUAUGCUACAAGCAGAUUUUCGUUGAGCUGGAGUUUGACUGUAAAGGGUGAAGAGAUUUUCCAGAUUACAGUGGUCAUUUGAGUUAUAAAGCGGUGCUAGUAAGGUUGUCCAAUGGACACAAACUCUGUAUAUAGACCUGUUAAUCUAAUCUUGAAUGUGGUAAAUUCACGGGACACCUCCUUAAAACUUAUACAGCAGAACCUCUCUAUUAAGGAGAUCCUCGGGACUGACAAGUACUGUCCUUAAAAGAGGGGUGUUAUUAGAGAGGUCAAGUUAAAGAGAAACAACCAACCUUGGGACCAAAACUAGUGUCCUUAUUAGAUAGGGUGUCCUUAAUAGAGAGGUGUCCGCUAAGGGAGGUUCCACUGUAUGUGAUAUUAUACUUGUACAUAUGACAGAACAUUGAGUAACACGUGUUCACCUAUUCUGAAAUCCUAAAACAAAAUUGAACUUUUCCCAAAAGGCUGAUUGGUUCAUUUCCAAUGAGCACGCGAAAAGCAGAAUUCAACACUCUUGAUUUUAAAGUUGGGAUCCAUAAUUUAUCAUUUGUUUUAAAAAGCAUAAACAAUAACCUGCUCAGUGUCAGGACCAUUUCGGCUAGCUGUAUGUUGCUUUGAUUUCAAGUGUCUAUUUAUCCUAAUCACCCGUAAUAACGUCGCCGUUUUUGUUGGUGCGUCGUUAAAUAACACUUUCCGCUACCCUGGCGGGCAUUUUGGUAGCUAAAGGUAGUACUGGAUCGAUUUCGGCGGCUACUGUAUCUUUAGCUUCACAAGGUGAUCCCUCAUUAUCUGGCUUGUUGGUGGCGGCUGUGAUCGCUUUGGUACGAAUUGGUGGAGGAGAUAUCGUGACUCCCCAAUCUGCCCUGCGAUCCUUUAUGGCUAGGGUACGAACAAGGGAACGAUCGGUUGAUCCGAUAUCAAGGGGCAUACGUCGACUCUUCCGUAUCAUACCUCAAUGCGACUCAGCCUCACCUUGGGUCAGACGUUUAGGGAGAAUCAAUUUGGUGAUCCGAUUUCUGUUUGCGACCAACUGGGUCUACUCUGGCGUGUGAUCCACAAUUAGCGUACUCUUCCAUAUAAGGCUGCGGCUGGGAACGAACAUCGCCGUACUGGAUCCUCGUCUGAUAAGUGGGCAGUGACACCGCAUCCAGAUUUUGAUGAUGAGUUCUGAAAUAACUAAUUGGUACACCUCCCGAGAAUUGUCUGUCUAAUAACAUUUGGUGAUCCGAUUUCUGGUUGCGGCUAAUUGGGUCUACUCUGGCGUCCGAUCCACAAUUGGCGUACUCUUCCAUAUAAGGCUGCGGCUGGGAACGAACAUCGCCGUGAAUCCUCGUUUGAUAAGUGGGCCGUGACACUGCAUCCAGAUUUUGAUGAUGAAUUCUGAAAUAAUAAAUUGGUACACCCUGAGAAUUGUCUGUGUAAUAACAGACACAUGCAAUCGUUAGGAUAAAUUAAUCUAUGUCAUUAAAGCAACACCGACAUUCGAAAUGUUUGAAAGGAAUUAUCAAGAUGUCAUUAUCAAUCGCCUUUUUUUAUCAAACAUACUACCAGUCCAGACCUUUGAUCCACAUCAAAUGAAAUGUAUGGAAAUCCAUCCCCUUCCUGACUAUUAAAGAUAUUCUAAAGAAAGUCAAUUUACUGACAGCAAUACUCUGUACAACAGAUUUAGAUUUAGGCCUUAAUCAAUUGAUUCAGACUGUGUAAAAAUACUUUAAUCUGACUUCUAUAAGACCAUCUAAUGAACUUUAACGAAGGAAAGAUUCCCGCUGUGGGAUAUCCUUUGACUUUCCAUUUACAACUUAGGUUGGGUUGUGUUGAAAUUCACGAAAAUGGUCUAAUACUUGUGAUUUCACAGUAUUUCGCCUCCCUUGCAUGUACUGUGAUAGAGAAAUUGUGCUUUGAAUAAAAACAGUAUAAACAAU
This is a messenger RNA of Lineus longissimus, 5628 nucleotides long. RefSeq names its product vacuolar protein sorting-associated protein 41 homolog. Lineage: Eukaryota; Metazoa; Nemertea; Pilidiophora; Heteronemertea; Lineidae. The transcript is spliced from 20 exons. Gene Ontology annotation, biological process: macroautophagy; protein targeting to vacuole; intracellular protein transport. Gene Ontology annotation, molecular function: protein binding. The coding region runs from base 73 to 2784 and encodes 903 amino acids. The record is from RefSeq and is a predicted model, not a curated record. Gene Ontology annotation, cellular component: HOPS complex; late endosome.